This is a messenger RNA of Vollenhovia emeryi, 3844 nucleotides long. Its product is annotated as luc7-like protein 3. Gene Ontology annotation, biological process: mRNA splice site recognition. NCBI's taxonomy places the organism in Eukaryota, Metazoa, Arthropoda, Insecta, Hymenoptera, Formicidae. Gene Ontology annotation, molecular function: mRNA binding. Gene Ontology annotation, cellular component: U2-type prespliceosome; U1 snRNP. The coding region runs from base 267 to 1343 and encodes 358 amino acids. The transcript has 7 exons. The record is from RefSeq and is a predicted model, not a curated record.
CGUGGACAACGGACGCUAUCUAGUGGCGAAACUGCAGUCCCGCUUUGCAACUGUCACGAGUGAGUUGUUGCCGCUGUGUCUUGCGAUUGAGUUCCGUCGAUAUCGUCGAGGUUUCCCCCCGCGCGUCGUCGAGCCUCACCUUCGACGGGGGAGGGGUCAGCAACGUGUUCUUCUUUCGUUUCGCGGCGAGUCCUGCGGCCGAGCUCCGAGUAUUCCGCGCGCGAGACCCGACCUCGCGGCAUCGUCGUAGCGCAGUCCAAAGGAAAAUGGCCGCCGCGGCGGCUGCCGCGCUGCUCGACGAGCUCAUGGGCAGGAACAGGAACGUCCUGCCCAACGAGAAACCCAAGGAACUCAACUGGGAGGAUCCGGAGUUUUGCAAGCUGUACCUGGUGAAAUUCUGUCCCCAUGACUUGUUUGUUAAUACAAGAGCGGACUUGGGUGCGUGCCCCAAGGUACACGACGACGAGGCCAGGGAACUGUUUGAAAAGGCGCCGCAUUCGUAUCGUAAACAGCAAUACGAGGAUGAGUUUAUCAGGUAUUGUCAGAGUAUGUUAAACGAGGUGGAGAGAAAGAUCAUAAAGGGGAAGCAGCGGUUGGCACUGAUUGGGAGAACAGAAGCACCGACGUUGACCCCGGCCCAGACUCAGAGGAACGAGGAGCAGAUCGCUUUGCUGACGGAGAAGAUAAACAAGCUGGUGGAGGAGGCCGAGCAGAGCGGCAUUCAAGGCAAUGUGGAGCAGGCGCAGGGCUUGAUGCGUCUCUGCGACCAGUUGAAGGAAGAGCGCGAGACCCUGAGGAAGUCCAAUGACAACAGUCAUUACAAUCAAACUGCCGAACUAGCGGCCGCGCAGGAGAAACAAAUGGAGGUGUGCGACGUGUGCGGCGCAUUUCUUAUCGUGGGCGAUGCUCAACAACGGAUUGAUGAUCAUUUAAUGGGAAAGCAGCAUGUCGGCUACGCCAGAUUGAAGAGCGCUCUUCAGGAGAUUAUGAACAAGCGCGAGAAAGCGCGCGACGAGAAGGAGCAGAGAAGAGAGGAAGAACGGAAACAGAGAGCGCGAGCGAAUGAGGAACUCGACAGACGGCGGAGAGACGGUGACAGAGAUAGAGAUCGCGACAGAGACAGGGACAAGCGUCGCAGGCGAAUGGACGACGACAAGAACCGUCAUGAUUCGAGCGGUCAUAGAAAUUCUGGGCAUAGAAGUAGAAGUAGAUCGCGAGACAAGCACCACCGGGACGAGGAUAGCCAUCGACGUCACGGUCGAGAUAAAGGAAAUCGUGAUCAUCGAAGCUCAAGCCAUCAUAACCGCCGCCGUCACCGCUCGCGAAGUCGAAGUCACAAGUAACUUCUCUUGAUUGGUUAGUGAGUGAGAAGUUAAGCCAGGUAUGCACCAAACAAUAUAACCAUAUUCGUCUCAAUUACUGUACAGGUACUCUCUCGAUCCAGGUGAGUUGCCAUUCCGAUGCACAUAAUACAUAUACAUGAUAAUAUAAUCUGUGAUGUUUGAAGCGCCGCGUAAGUCACACAGCAAGUUCAUCUCGCUCUCUCUGAAACAAACUCGGUCUCUCUCCGCCUCUCUCUGUCCGAUCUUCCAGAAUAGAAUGAAUAAAUACCUCUCGUAAGAUUCGAAGAAUGGACUAUGUUCCUUCUUUUUUUUCUUAAAUUUGUCACUGGCGCAAUCAAGUAUGUAACGCCGAGUGGGCAAAAUUGCUAGCUGUACUUAACUAUGUAAUAUUGUAAAUAUCUAUUAAAGAGACAAAGUGCUUCAGCGUAACAGUAGUCUGAUAUGCUUUUGUAGAGUCUCAAAGUCGAGAAAAUUAAAUUUACACGUGUCUUUAUAAGUUUUUUUAUUUUUACGACAUCUCAGUUACACUAUCGUGAUUUCUUGAAAAAACUUUAAGAUACAUUUAUACUCGUAGCUUUUCCCUCGAAUUGGUCUAAAUUUAAUUUUUUCGAACACUUUAAAGGCUUUUAACAAUGUAAAAUUGCAUCGCUCUGGAAAAUAUUUUUAGGACUUUUGGCAGUAAAUUCGACUCUUGGUAAUAAACUUAUCAUUUGAGUGAAGAACGUUUUAAUUAUUGCGUAUGGAAGUUCAAUUUGUUCUCUUACACAACCAUUCCUAUAUCAUUCCGUGCAUUCUCGAUUUAUUUGCGAAGCAAGCUGGGGGGAGGUAUACCUAUGCUUGCUUUCAUCGGUUAAUAUCUCUGUACCCGAGCAGCAAGAGAGGGAGAGCACUAGUCCAAGAAUUCGUUUUUUUCCAGGAGAAGCCCGCGAAGAUCUACGGAAUUGCGGAUAUGCGCUUUCAAGACGAAUCGAAAUGAAUGUGAAUAAACGCAAUCAGGUUGAAACUCAUCCAGCAUAACAAAUUCAUACUGUUUAUUUAAAAAUAAAACGAAUUGUUUCUGUAAACAAAUAUACAGCAUUUUUCUCUUUAUUGUACAUAGUCUUAUCGCGUUUUGUUUUCAGACAAUUGAGUUGAAUUCGGGGCUUGCUCUUGGGAAAUUUACCUCGCUUUUCCACUCGUAACUUACAAAAGAUCGCCGUAUCUCUCGUUACGGCGACACAAAGGAUAAAGAGAAACCCCGAUAAAAGCCAAUAAUUUCGGACUCGACUCUUUUCGCUUCUCGGGCACAAGACUCCAUAGGUUCAUUAAUGCCGUAAUCUCCCGCGCGUCAUUAAGAAAGAGAGAGAGGAGAGAGGGAGAGAAAGAGAGAGUAAGAGAUUUAGUGGUUUAGUGUGGAGGGGACACAGCUCUCAGUGCCCGCUUCAUAGAGCUUCGUCCACGACUGCAAAUGCACGUGUGCACAACUGUGAGUGCGCCCUGCAAACGUGUGACUGUGACUAUACGAACCUCUCGCUUCUGCCACGCAAUUGACGAGGUAUUUAUGCCGGAAUGAUAAUAUCAAACACAUGUCCUUCUGCCAGGAGAAUUGUCCCCUCGUUCUCGUGUCCCGUUGGAUCCCUGGCUUAGCUGAUGAUCUGACGAUCUUCGAGAUGCGAAAUUUUUAACGAUGUAGGGAUCUGUAAAUCGCCGGUAUAUAGGCCCGCACAUAUUCCUGCAAGACUGACGUUCCUUCGCUGUUCUAAAAAAAGAAUUAAACGGAAAUGCCGCUUCUUAGCAAAGCUAUCAGAGAUUAAAGAAAGAUACAUAGGUAAUUAUAAUGGAGAAUUUGCCUAACAUCCAUGGGAGACUAAUAUCUAUUUUAAAAAUCAAAUUUAAAGACAUGAUAUAUUCAAUUAUUUAGAUAUUUUGUGAAUGAGUCACCUCCCCAGACAAUGAAAGUUGACCUAGCGAUCUGCGUGUCUUUAGACGUUCCUAAUCAAGACAAUUUAGUUCGUAAUCCCCUCGUGAGGAUCUCGUGCGCUUGUUAAACAAACACACAGUCGACAGAGGGACAGGGUUUUUGCCAACAUGAGACUAUCAUUGAAUAAUCUUUGGCUAUUACAUUGUAUCGCGAAGUGCCGAUGACACUUUCGCUAAAGUGUGGAUUAUCUAUUUUCAGGAAGAAGAGAAGGACCAGGGGAGAGCGGGACUACGGGAACUCUUCCAAGACAUCGUUAAACAUAUUGUUAAGGUAAAGAUUUUGCAUAAUCUUAACAAUAAGAAAAAGAGUGUGAGAGAGUGUGAGGGUGAACAGACGAUGAAGAAAUUUGCGUUAAGGUCACAGAUACGUUAGAAUCGAUAUAACUCGUGUCCCGAGCAAUUGUUAUUUUAGACCGUCUAUACAUAAACAGAAUCAUCAGCAAAAUAAAUUGUAUGAUACAAUUUGUAUUUGCUGUGCCGCGUUGUAACAAUAAUAAUACUCGUAAGAUUGUUAUUUGGAAUUAAUAAAACAAUGCCACGUA